AUGGUCACCACAACCGCAAUUCCCCUGAUAAUCCACGGCAAGGAUGUCCUUAUCUCCAAUAGUGACCGCAAACAUCCCAUCACGUCUACAUCCGCACCUCAUUUGAAAUCCUUCCAAGGCGCAACGCCCGAUCUCGCCAUCCAAGCCGUCGAAUCCUGCGCAAGUGCCUUCCCAACAUGGUCGCAAACACCCCCCGAGGAACGUCGACGUUUACUACUGAAUCUAGCCAAGCUCCUUCGCGAAAAAUCCAACACCAUUCAGACCCUCAUCAAAGAUGAAAUCCACUGCACACCACUCUGGUCUCACCUCAACGUUGAAAUCGCAGCCGGCAUUGUCGAAGAGACCGCUUCAGUAAUAACAGACGCCAUUAGCGGCACUAUCCCUUCGUCGCAGGGAAAUACGUACGCCCUUGUGAUGAAGAAGCCGCUCGGUGUGGUGCUGGGCAUCGCGCCGUGGAACGCGCCGGUAAUUUUGGGACUGAGAUCGGUGAUUCCGGUAAUUGCGGCGGGCAACACAGCUAUUUUGAAGGGCUCUGAGUUGAGUCCCCAAACGCAUUACUUCCUCGCGGCACUGUUCCGGGAGGCAGGGUUCCCGCCAGGAGUCAUUAACUUCGUUCUGCAUCGGCCGCAGGACGCGGCAGAGAUCUACGAGUGUAUGAUUCAGCAUCCGGCUGUGAAGAAAUGUAACUUCACCGGAUCAACCCAGGUGGGACGUGUGAUCGCGUCCAAGGCGGCGAUGGCGUUGAAGCCGGUGCUGUUGGAAUUGGGUGGCAAGAACCCCGUGGUGGUGUUGGAGGAUGCGGAUUUGGAUCAGGCGGCGGAUGAGAUUGUUGCGGCGGGAUAUUUGAAUAAUGGCCAGAUUUGCAUGUCGACUGAUCUCGUCUACGUUGUUCGCUCGGUGGCGGAGGAGUUGACUAAGAAGCUUUUAGAGCGCUUGCACAGCGAAGAUCGGCCACACAAGGUUAUUUCGGCAGCGAGCCGAGCCCGUCUUACGCAGUUGGUAGAUGAUGCGCGGUCUAAGGGGGGUGUCAUUCACCAGGCUCGUAACCCUCUCGCUGAGGAUCCCUUGGCAUUCCCAGCUACUGUGAUUGAAGGAGUCACGGAGGAGAUGGAGUUCUAUACGAUCGAGUCGUUUGGACCGGUGUUUGGAAUCAUCGCUGUUGAUUCGGCAGAGAAGGGUUUGCAAAUGGUUAAGCGGUCCGCGUACGGCCUUUCAUCGGCGGUGUUUACGCGUGAUCAUUUCAAGGCUCUGGAAAUGUCUGCAGAUAUUGCUGUGGGAGCGGUUCAUGUCAACGGGGGCACGGUACAUGACGAACCGACGUUACCGCAUGGAGGAGUGGGCGACAGUGGAUAUGGUCGGUUUGGAGGAAAAUGGGGCUUGAAUGAGUUUUUGCAGACGCAAACGGUAAUUUUGAAUCGGGUUCGGGCUUCCCUCUGA
Aspergillus niger is the source of this 1437-nucleotide messenger RNA. RefSeq lists its product as uncharacterized. NCBI's taxonomy places the organism in Eukaryota, Fungi, Ascomycota, Eurotiomycetes, Eurotiales, Aspergillaceae. The coding region runs from base 1 to 1437 and encodes 478 amino acids. The transcript is spliced from 4 exons. Gene Ontology annotation, molecular function: succinate-semialdehyde dehydrogenase (NAD+) activity. The record is from RefSeq and is a predicted model, not a curated record.